Messenger RNA from Gavia stellata (red-throated loon), 1772 nucleotides. RefSeq names its product methyltransferase 4, N6-adenosine (gene METTL4). Gene Ontology annotation, cellular component: nucleus; cytosol; RNA N6-methyladenosine methyltransferase complex. Bases 34 to 1479 code for a protein of 481 amino acids. The record is from RefSeq and is a predicted model, not a curated record. NCBI's taxonomy places the organism in Eukaryota, Metazoa, Chordata, Aves, Gaviiformes, Gaviidae. Gene Ontology annotation, molecular function: nucleic acid binding; site-specific DNA-methyltransferase (adenine-specific) activity; RNA methyltransferase activity. The transcript has 9 exons.
CUCACAGGGGCGGAGCAGUGACGGGGAGCUACGAUGUCUGUGGUACACCGGCUGACAGCAGGGUGGCUUGUGGAUCAUCUCUCUUUCAUCAACCAGUGUGGCUAUGAGAUCUGUGACUCCUUUGCAUACCCUGGUAGUGUCACUCUCGGUACUUUUGUCACUUCUACUGGAGAUUGUCAUGCUGCUUCUACCUUUGCUGCCACCUCCUCAUCAAGAGAUGGUCCUAUUCCUGGUCCUGGAGAUGCGCUAGAAACAGAAAGUAAACCAGCAAAAACGACAUAUGUGUUUCGGGAGGAGUUCUUUGACGUUUCUAAGCCCCAUAUAGCUGCAGCUCCUGAGGAGCAGCUGUGGCAGGGGUGCCCUGAGGUGAGUCUCACAGAAAUAAAGCCCAACAGCAACAGAGAGGAACAUCAAGAAGGAACCAAGAGUGGCAUUGGAGAUUCUGUUGCCAGUGCUAGGAAGAAACGUAAAAGGAAAUCUGUAUUCAACCAAGGUGAACUGAAUGCUUUAGAAUACCAUUCAAAGGUCAGGAAGCUCAUUUGGGAAGGCACUUUGCAUUUAGUCCAAGAAGGACUCAAAAGUGGUUUUCUUCACCGUACUACUGCAGAACUCAGUUGCAGGAAGAAUGUUGUUCCUGGACACAUUGGCUGUGGCUUGGCUGAAUUAUGUGAAAUGGCAAAGCAGUUUACAGCUGUUACUGAAAGUGACCAUCAAGUUGUACGUGUGAUAGAUGAUGAAACCUCCAUUCCAGAGCAGGACCUGCUUUCGUGUGUUACAGAAAACAGCUCAAACUGUGCAAAGAUAGUUGUGUUAAUGGGGCAGAAGUACUUGGUGCCACCAAAAAGCAGUUUCCUUUUAUCUGAUAUUUCAUGUUUACAGCCCCUCCUGAAUUACAAGAAAAAAUAUGAUGUAAUUGUGAUUGAUCCACCAUGGGAGAACAAGUCUGUUAAAAGGAGUAACAGAUACAGCCACUUGUCUUCAUGGCAAAUCAAGCAGAUUCCUGUACCAGCACUAGCUGCUCCAAAUUGUCUUGUAGUCACGUGGGUGACUAAUAGACAGAAGCACUUACGUUUUGUUAAGGAUGAACUUUAUCCUCAUUGGUCUGUGAAAACACUUGCUGAGUGGCACUGGGUAAAAAUUACUAGAGCUGGAGAAUUUGUAUUGCCUUUGGAUUCUUUACACAAAAAGCCCUAUGAAGUUCUUGUAUUGGGGAGAGUUCAAGGAGACGUAAAGGAAGCCUUAAGGAAAUCUGAAGAUGUACUUCCAAUUCCAGAACAUAAGUUAAUUGUCAGCAUACCCUGCAGUCUGCAUUCACAUAAACCCCCUCUUACUGCGGUUCUGGCAGAGUUUAUCAAGCCAGAUGUGGAAUGCUUGGAGUUGUUCGCUCGCAACCUACAGCCUGGCUGGACCAGCUGGGGAAACGAGGUUUUGAAGUUUCAGCACAUUGAUUAUUUCACUUUUCUGCAGAAUGAAAACUGAGUUGGGUCCUGUAGUUUAAUUCCGAAAUUCUACGCCUUUCCACCAGGCUCUCAAACUUGCCUUUAUUACCGAUGGUGGACUCAGAAGGUAACAGAAAUGAAACCAACUGCCCUUCAGUUAAAAUUCUUGAAGUGACAGGAUAUCUGUUUAAUGGUAUCUCCAUUUGUACAAGCUGGUCCUUUCUUUUGAUGAUCUUGAGAGAUUUAAAUACUGAUGCUAGAGUGUAAGUCCAUCCCUGUUUUUGUCAAACCUCAAAAAAAGAAAGAUAUUUUAAAGUAUUCUCACUGCAGCUA